This is a messenger RNA of Mauremys mutica (yellowpond turtle), 957 nucleotides long. RefSeq names its product zinc finger BED domain-containing protein 5-like. The transcript has 2 exons. Lineage: Eukaryota; Metazoa; Chordata; Testudines; Geoemydidae. The record is from RefSeq and is a predicted model, not a curated record. The coding region runs from base 158 to 511 and encodes 117 amino acids.
CUACACUUGAGUUACACAGGGCCAGGGGCAUUCUUUGAAUUUUGGGAGAUGUGAUUUGUGCUGUGGCAGAGUCUGAGCAGCCUUGUAUCAGCAACAAGUGGUCAUACAUUGUAACAAGUCUGGUUGCUGUUGUGAUUGUGAGUCAUCUAGUCAAUGUAUGAGUGAAAUGGGCUCCCAGUAUGACAAACUCCUUCUGCAUAUGGAAGUCAAAUGGUUAUCCCGCGGGAAGGUGGUUAACUGUGUCGUCAGUUUCAAGGAUGAACUCCGGCUCUUCCUGUCAGAACACAACCCUGAAUUGGCAGAAAACUUAACCAAUGAAAGAUGGCUCUUGAUUCUUUGCUAUCCCGUAGACACUUUUGAGAAAUUAAAUGAUCUCGACUCUUCACUCCAGGGAAAGAACAGCAACAUCUUGCUGCUUGGUGACAAGAUUUCUGCAUUCCUGAAGAAGCUCACUCUGUGUGGAGAGAGAAAUAUGAGACAGCAAUGCAGUCAGUUUCCAUUGUCUCAGUGAACUCACAGAACAAUAUCCACUUGACCACAAACAAAUUGAUAAAGCUGUCUCUAAUCAUCUGAAAAAUCUCUGAGAGUUAUAGGAGAAGUGUCAUGGACUGCCAGCAGAGAAGGCUGAUUGGACUAGAAACUGUUUUCGCACAGAUUUGGCAGCUAUACAUCUCCCUCUUGCUGAACAAGAAAAGCUGUCAGAACUACCAAAUGAUCACACCCGGUUGAUGGAAUUCAAAGGAAAAGCACUGGGAAGUUUUUGGCUCUCUGUGAAAAAGGAGUAUCCAGGACUUGCCAUAAGCACUCUUGCCAUUCGCAUCCACAUACGUAUGCGAGACUACCUUCGCCGAGCUGGUGGCAAUCAAGACCAAACAGCGCUCACGGCUCCAGCUGGAAAAUGAUCUCAGAGUAGCAGCCUCCAGGAUAAAACCAAACCUGGAUGUCAUUGUCUCAGAA